AUGACGCCCACCAUCCUGUGGCUGAAGCACGGGUUCCUUGCAUACGCCAACCCCCAUCUCUACGUGACCCACCUCGAGUGUGUCGACGGCCAGCAGUGGCGGUUUGCCCCACCACACAAGCUCCACCCGCUGCCGGUUUCCUUGGUGCUGUGGCUGAAUCCAAGCACCGACUUGGUUGUUGCCGACGUCCUGGGCAACUUCUACAUCUAUCUCGCCGGUGUGGGUCUUGUUUCCCGUUCGGAGACCCCCGCUUAUGAGCUUACCAGCUAUAACCACAUCGAGAUGAUCUACCAGGACUUACUGGUAAAACUGCCGCUUGUGGGCUUCCGCUGGUUGAAGAUUGCCAAGCCGCUGAUCAUCAACGGCGCCGCUGUCCGGGACCCGGCGCUGAAACAGUUCUCGUACCUGGUCAAACAGGUGCCGCCGAUCGGCGUGACCCACCCGAUCCCGACGAAACAGGCGUGUAUCACCGUGAGACGCAACGGGAGAAUUACAUUAUACCAUCAGGGGGAACACAAAGUGGAGUACCAUCGCGUCGACUGCGAGCCGCUACCUGAUGUGAUUGACGUUAGCCACGCUCUGAUUGGUUUCCUUAAGGAUAACCGAGUUAUGGUCUCGGUAGUGGACUCACUAACUCAACAAUUGUUUACCUACGCUGUUUCAAUCGAUUGGGGCCACUUGACCCAACUGGCGGCGCGCCAGAAGGAGAACCCCCACUAUAAUACCCCGGAUAAGGAUAAGACUCCCCCAAAGCUUACCGCGACAAAAUUGGCACAAAUGGCUCUUGCCCCGACAUACGUGUUUGACGACGAGCUGGAACAGUGUCGCGAGGGCCAUUUCGCUAACUUACAAGUGCUUAACUGUACUGCCACCCACGAUAUCUCGUUGCUCGUGUGGUACCAGUACGAACACGAAACGCGGUUCCUCCGCUACCAGUUGGUUCCCGAGACUGAACUAGUACUGAGUCUGUUUACUCAGCUCGCUGAACGCAAAGGGAUAACUCCCACAAACCCUGCUAACGCCCAGCGAACAUUACGCCUUGCUGACGAACUAGUGCGCCCAGGUAAGCUUAUCAGGAUCGACGAGAUGGAGCUGCUGAUAGUGUUUGUGUUCGAGGACCGCAUCGACGUGUUCCUGCUCGAAAUGGAGCUUAUUAAUCAUAAACAUUCCACCCCAAAAGAUCCGCUGGCGAUGGACAUUGACCGCCCCGUGGAACCUGAAGUGACGAAGAUCGCUCUGGUAUUCGACGUUGGCUACGAUUUCGCCGAUAUCCCCGCGUCUCCGAUGAUUGUGGUGUCCCCUACGCUACUGUCACACGUUGCCUUCUACGAUAACCACCCGAAAUUGUUCCCCGUCGAACGAAAAUGGGGCCAGCAACUAUCGAAAGAACACGUGUACACGAUGGCGGUGGCCUUCGCUCACUCCCACGCCCAGGCGUGCUAUAUGAACUGCUGUUGUGAUGAUCUUAUUGUGCUUAUAGCGGCUGAAGUGCAACGGCUAGCCGCGGCUAAACCGCAAUUGGCUCAAGAUAUCGUGCUGUUGGUGCUUUCAGAGUCGCAUAAGGCGAUUAACUUUGCGUUAGACACUUUCUCACGGGAGUCAGUGGACAAAUUGAUCUCUAACCCGCCAUUACAAAAGCUUUUAAGCUUGCAAUUACUACUUGGCGAGCUUGUACCGCGGCCCGUGGUCAGUGAUAUUGCUUGGGUGGUGCUCAAUAUGCGCAGUACCAGUUUCGGCAUCAUGUUCUCGUUACUGAGUAUCUACGCUCAAGUGACGAAAAAGAAACCCAUUGACGACCUGCUUGCUGACUCAGUAACUCGGGGAGAACGUAUCAUAUCGCUUAUCGGCUCGGUGAAGUGGUUUAUUGACUUGAUGGUGUACAUCUACCAGGAGCUCUUUCAGCUUCUGAUAUGCCGUAACCAGCCGAAUAUGGACCUGAAAGUGACGAUGGAGAACUCGUUAGCGCUCCCCAUCCUUCUCGCCAAAGUGCCCCGCUUAUUCUUGAUGUACGCGUUGUCAUCAAUCGGCAAGACGAGAGAGAUCUUAAAGAAAUUGCAUAAAGACCUCGCCGAGGCCAAUAAGCUCUACACUCCCAUGAAAGAGGCGUUGAACCGCUACUUCAGCUUGACGCUGCAACUCCCCAUCACGUUCUCGCUGUUUGAAAACUAUUUGAGGGAGUGUGACGCCUACAUCUCCAAGGAGCUCGCCGCUAAAUUACAGGGUAAAGACCCCGGCUACGCCCUCAAAUUGGAGCAAAAGCUUGUCUGUCAGGGUGAGCUUUUACCAGAAAUGCAGGAGAUCGCCCUGGUGCUUCUAGACCGCCACCAAGUGAACUUGAACCGAGACAUGAAGAUUUCAGAGCUCUACUUUUACGAUGUUGACUGGCUCUGCGUCGGUGUAUCACUGCCUCAUCCGCCACGGAGACCGCUUAGAUUGCCGAUUACCACUGAUGCUAACGAGAAGCAGCUGCCAUUUCAGGCUCGCCUUCCCUAUGCGGUGAACGAACACAUUGACGCCUUACGGAAAAUUGUGGUGUCCGAUGGCCCCAAGCUGAGGCUCAGGAAGUGUACCCGGUGUCGCCUGGUGAGUCUCGUUACUGAUCCGUUAGUGUUUGAUGCUCCCCACACUAUUGGCUUGUGGACGAUGGUGUUCCAACGAACCUGUAUCUGCGGCAACCUGUGGGUCAACAUCGGUAAUUAA
Molecule: messenger RNA, 2700 nt
Organism: Diutina rugosa
Lineage: Eukaryota; Fungi; Ascomycota; Pichiomycetes; Serinales; Debaryomycetaceae
Gene: MED16
Product: Med16p
Exons: 1
Coding region: 1-2700 (899 amino acids)
Biological process (GO): positive regulation of DNA-templated transcription
Cellular component (GO): mediator complex
Source: RefSeq, a predicted model, not a curated record